AUGUUUGUGGUACUGUCCUGCACGGUUGCCAUGUGGGUCGCUUGCUCGGAUGCUGCCCCGACGUUUGUCGUGGAAUCGCCUUUUGGUUCGAUCAAGGGACUAGAAGUGAUAGCCAACAACAGCAAGCCCUACCUGGCUUUCAGGGGGAUCCCUUACGCAAAACCUCCAGAGGGGGAACUCAGGUUUGCAAAGCCAGUGCAGCAUCCUAAACUGGGUCAGUCUCUAAAUUGUUCAAAAUCUAAUUUAUCUGCUUUUGGGUAGCUAAAGUUGUCAAUCUUUUCCAGAAUGUGUAGGCCCUCUGGACAUGAAACAAAUUAGCUUGUACAUAGUGGUCUUCGUGAGCAAGGGGUGCAGUGGCGUAAGAAGGGGGAAGUGGUCCAUCCCAGGCGGCACUUCCUUUCUUUAGAGGGAGGGGCUGUAUUUUCUGCCAACUGCAGAGCUUUUUUUUUUCCUUGGAAAGGGGGGGAGGGUGCACAAAAAUCUUUGUCCGCCCUGGGCGGCACCAAUCCCAGCUAACGCCACUGAAGGGGCGACAAAAUUAAGGACCGCCCCCGGGCCUCGCGAACUCUUGUUGCACCCCUGGCUGUAAUAAAGGGGAAUAAUUAAAUGGUGUGUCUGUGUACGUGCCAGUCACGUUUCAAUUGUUUCUAAUCAAUUAAUCAAUUUUAAAGUCUUAACAAAUGAAUUUAUUCUUUGAUUGAAAGAGGCAAAGACUAGGAAACAUAACGUGCAGACAGAGACGAGUCUCCCAAAUGGAUCCACUGCACGUGACGAUGCUCUGGUGGUUACAUGGGUAACGCCAUUAAUGGCAUGAGUUGAAAUUCCGUUUUCUAAGGAACUAGUAUAGUGUGUAAUUUUUACUUUACAUUCCUACAGAUGGGAUUUUCGAUGCGUCAAAGUUUGGGAACGCCUGCAUCCAAGCAGCUUACACGUUAGCACCAGAGGAGACCAUGUCAGAAGAUUGCCUGUUUCUGAACGUGUAUGUCAAGUCCAUCCCUACACAGAGCAGCCCGCAAAAUCUGAAGAAGGUGAUGGUGUGGAUCCAUGGGGGUGGGUUCAUUCUCGGUUCCUCGUUCGCGUAUGACGCCGGAAUUUUCGUCACAAACAAUGACGUCAUCGUCGUAACAAUCAACUACAGACUAGGAGUCCUGGGUUUCCUCAGCACUGAAGAUGAGGCGAGUCCUGGUCACUACGGCUUGUGGGACCAGAUCAUGGUGCUGAAGUGGGUCAAGGUCAACAUCGUGGCAUUCGGCGGUGACCCGGAUGAUAUCACGCUAGGAGGUCAAUCCGCGGGAGGCGCCUCGGUUUCGCUUUUGUCCUUGACCCCUUUCACGAAAGGUUAUUUCACUAAAGUCUACGCCCAAAGUGGGUCAGCAACGUCGCUUUUCGCCAAAUACAUCAACGCAAAGCUAGACGCUGUUAAGUUAAGUCAGCAAAUGAACUGUUUCACUGGAAACGACUCGAACGACUCCUCUGACAGCCAUAAGAUAAUUGAAUGUUUAAAAGAGCGUUCAGCCGUGGACAUUUCCAUGGGGACAAAUUUUCAGCUUUCCAGAACAACCUUUGUUCCACACGUGGACGGCCAACUCUUCCCAAGAUCGCCAGCCGAGCUCCUGAAAGAUGAGGCAUACCUGGACUCCAUCGGCUUCUUCCAGAGAAAAUACCUG
Messenger RNA from Lymnaea stagnalis (great pond snail), 1667 nucleotides. The record is from the annotation of a GenBank genome assembly. Lineage: Eukaryota; Metazoa; Mollusca; Gastropoda; Lymnaeidae.